CGACAGAACUGGGUUUUGAAUCUCGUGCCGUGUUGUCAGAAAAAUUUGGACUCUCUAGGGUUUCGUUUCUCGGUGUUUUUUCUGAGAAAUUUCCUUGAGAUUCUCCUUUUUGGGUAUCUGAACCUUUGGUUGGAAGAGGUAAUGGUGGUUAAGAUGAUGAAAUGGCGGCCAUGGCCGCCUGUAUUGUCGAAGAAAUUCGAGGUCAAGCUGGUCCUGCGAAGGCUUGAAGGGCUUGUUCCUAUUGUUAUGGUGGAUGGUGAGAAGUCGGUGGCCGAGGUACCGAAAUUAGUGGUGGAGAUCAGAUGGAAAGGUUCCAAGAAUGCUUUGAGUUCUCUGAGGCGUACGGUCAAGAGGAACUUCACCAAGGAGGAGGAAUUGCAUAGCGAUGGAAUUGUUCAUUGGAAUGAGGAGUUUCUCACUGUCUGUAACCUUACUGCUUACAAAGACAACGCCAUCAACCCCUGGGAGGUCUCAUUCACCGUCAUCAAUUGCUCAAAACAAGGACAAAAGAAUAAGGUCCCUGUUGUUGGAACAGCUACUUUAAACAUCGCAGAAUUUGCUUCUGCAGCUGAAGAGAAAGAGCUUGAAAUUAAUAUCCCUCUUGUGCAGCCUGGUGGUGGUGCUGAGCCUCAUCCCAUUAUCUGUCUAUCUCUCAGUUUAUUGGAGUUAAGAACCACCCAAGAACCUGGCGAGAUGAUGCAGGGAUCAAUAGUUCCUGUUCCACUGUCACCCCCACCUGGAGAAACUCUCUCAAUGGAGAAAGAUGAAGUUUCUGCCCUUAAAGCAGGUCUGCGAAGAGUAAAAAUAUUUAAAGAAUAUGUAUCUUCUCGAAAAGUUAAGAAGGCAUGCCAUGAGGAAGAGGGCAGCGAAGGCAGAUGCUCGGCAAGAAGUGAGGAUGGUGACUGUGCAUACCCUUUUGACACAGACUCACCUGAUGAUUAUGGAGAACUAGAGGAUGAGAAGUUAAAUUCUAGUUUCAGGAAAUCAUUCAGUUAUGGCACAUUGGCCUACACAAACUGUGUCAGAGGAUCAUUUUACUCUGAGAAGAGAAUCAAUGGAGAGAAUGAGGACUGGAUUUACUAUAGCAAUCGCAUAUCUGAUGUGGGGUUGUUGAAUAUGGAGGAAUCAAUGGCAUCAGUCUCUCAGCAGUCUCUACAGCAGAGUUCAAGGAGGAGCAUCUUGCCUUGGAGGAAAAGGAAAUUGAGUUUCAGAUCUCCUAAAUCAAAGGGGGAACCACUUUUAAAGAAAGCCUAUGCAGAAGAAGGUGGGGAUGAUAUUGAUUUUGAUCGCCGUCAGCUUAGCUCUUCUGAUGAGUCCUCUCAAGGGUGGCGUAAGGCGGAUGAGGAUUCAACUGCAAAUAGAUCGUCAGUCUCUGAAUUUGGGGAUGACAAUUUUGCUGUGGGGAGCUGGGAGCAUAAGGAAGUAAUAAGCCGUGAUGGACACAUGAAGCUUCACACUCAAGUUUUCUAUGCUUCGAUUGAUCAAAGAAAUGAGCGGGCUGCAGGAGAAAGUGCAUGCACAGCCCUGGUUGCUGUUAUCGCUGAUUGGUUCCAGAACAAUCGAGAUGACAUGCCUAUCAAGUCCCAGUUUGACAGCCUGAUCAGGGAAGGUUCAUUAGAGUGGAGAAACCUUUGUGAGAAUGAGACCUAUAGAGAGCGUUUUCCUGACAAGCACUUUGAUCUUGAGACAGUCCUCCAGGCCAAGAUCCGGCCUCUGUCUGUUGACUCUCAGAAGUCCUUCAUCGGGUUCUUCUAUCCAGAUGGCAUGGAAGAUGGUGGUUUUGACUUCCUGCAUGGUGCUAUGUCCUUUGACAACAUUUGGGAUGAGAUCAGCCAUGCUGGAUCGAAUUGCCCCAGUGAUGAUGACCCCCAGGUUUACAUUGUCAGCUGGAAUGACCAUUUUUUUGUCCUCAAGGUUGAACCAGAGGCUUACUACAUCAUUGACACAUUAGGGGAAAGGCUCUUUGAAGGAUGCAAUCAGGCAUACAUUCUGAGAUUCGACAGAGACACAACAAUCCACAGAUUGCCCAAGGAGGCACAGUCAGAGGAAAAAUCUGCUGGGGAUCAUCAGAAGGUAACAGCAGCUGAAUCUUCAAUUCUGCAGAUCCAGCAGAGCAACACCAAGGAGGCUUCUGCUACCGGGUCAAUAGUUUUAAAACCCGAUGAGGAAUCAGAAAAGAGUGAGGGAGAAGAGAUGGUGGUGUGCAGUGGGAAGGAAUCAUGCAAGGAAUACAUAAAGAACUUUUUGGCUGCUAUUCCUCUAAGGGAAUUGCAAGUGGAUAUCAAGAAGGGACUGAUGGCAUCAACUCCUCUUCAUCACCGACUACAGAUUGAAGUUCACUACACACAGUUUUUACAGCCGACAACAGGUGAACUGGAACAGGAACUGAAGCAGGAACAAAAACCUGAAUCUGAAUCCAUUACUUCAGAAGCCGAAGCAGAAGCAGAAGCUGUAACCACCUUAAUGGCAUUGGCAGUAGCAGAGUAGUAGGAA
Messenger RNA from Telopea speciosissima, 2493 nucleotides. RefSeq lists its product as uncharacterized. The record is from RefSeq and is a predicted model, not a curated record. The transcript has 4 exons. NCBI's taxonomy places the organism in Eukaryota, Viridiplantae, Streptophyta, Magnoliopsida, Proteales, Proteaceae. The coding region runs from base 142 to 2487 and encodes 781 amino acids.